Messenger RNA from Diachasmimorpha longicaudata, 2856 nucleotides. RefSeq names its product organic cation transporter protein (gene Orct). Lineage: Eukaryota; Metazoa; Arthropoda; Insecta; Hymenoptera; Braconidae. The coding region runs from base 703 to 2436 and encodes 577 amino acids. Gene Ontology annotation, cellular component: membrane. Gene Ontology annotation, biological process: transmembrane transport. The transcript is spliced from 11 exons. The record is from RefSeq and is a predicted model, not a curated record. Gene Ontology annotation, molecular function: transmembrane transporter activity.
UAGUAUGAAAAUUGUUGUAACAUACGAUAGACUGCCGGUGACCACGUUGUCAGGGCCCAAUGAAAACUGUAGUAUAAAUGAUCGGCUUCCUGUGACGCAAAAGGUCACUGUCAAAACACCACCGAGUAAAGUGUAAAAAAAAAAGCACUCGUGUAUCAAAUAUAUCAUCAAUAUAAAUUAUCGAUAAUUAUUUAAUUUUCAUUUAAACACAAGAUGUGAAAUUAAUUUAUUACGGAGAUCUCAUUCAUUAAAAUAACUGUUAUCAUGAACAUGUGUACGAGCGGUUGAACUACAUCGAUAACAUACGAAUAAUAAUAUCUCACCGUAGAGGAUCGUUUUUCAAAACAUUGAGAUCAGUUGAAACGAGUGAAAUUGUGAGGUGGGAGAGAGAGGGCAUUGGACAGGACAGAACAGUGAAUAGGAGGAGAGGAUCCCUUGUGCAUUUUGUGUUGCCACACACACCCCGGGAGACCCUGCUUUGUCCCCCCCCCCCCCCCUCUUCGACCCGUAAAUGCGCACCGCCAAGAAAAGCCGGUCCGACGCCGACUAAUACCGUGUGUUUCUACCCCAGUGUCAGUUCGCUCGAAAACCUCGGGAGAGUAACAACGUACCGAGAGAGGAGUGAACUCGGAAAAAGUGAAUCAGCAAAUUGACAGUUAUUUGUCAGAUAACAAUAGAAAAAGGAAGUAGGAUUAAGUGACAAUGGCGUACGACGAUGUAAUAUUACGAAUGGGAGAGUUUGGGAGAUAUCAGCGAAAAAUUUAUCUUCUUCUGUGCCUACCAGCGAUAGUAUGCGCUUUACACAAACUUGCAGGUGUCUUCCUGGGAGCUUACAACCCUCACAGAUGUUUACUGCCACAUGAAUUUUCAGAAAAUGCAACAUUCUACAUGAGUCCUGCGGCAUUAAACGCUAGUUACGCGUGGGAUCCAAAGACUCAAAAAAGUUUAACAUGUAUUAUACGUGAUAACGUGACAAGACUGCACGAAAUAUAUGAAAAUAAUGUGAAUGAUACAAAUGACAUAACGAGAACAACGGUACAUAAGAGUUGUCGGGAAUUUGUCUACGAUACCAGCAUCUACAAAAGUACAACUACUACCGAGUGGAACUUGGUAUGUGAUAGAGCUUGGCUGCGAGCAACGGGUGAUUCUGUGUUCAUGGUAGGAGUCAUGAUUGGCUCAAUGAUAUUUGGUGGUUUGUCCGAUAAAUAUGGACGUAGACCAAUUUUCUUCCUGUCUUUAGUCAUUCAACUGGUAGGUGGUAUUCUCGUUGCUAUUGCACCAGAGUACAUAACCUACCUCACCUUCAGGAUGAUAGUCGGCUCGACAACCAGCGGAGUGUUCCUGGUGGCCUAUGUCAUCGCACUUGAGAUGGUUGGACCGAAGAAACGACUUGUUGCUGGUGUUGGGUGUCAAUUGUUCUUUACAGCUGGAUACCUCAUGACUGCUGGAUUUGCUUACUACAUAACUGAUUGGAGGAUACUGCAAAUUGCGAUCACAAUACCCAGCUUUGCGUUCCUCGUUUACUGGUGGUUCAUCCCAGAGUCAGCACGUUGGUUGCUGACCAAGGGUAAAAUUGAGGAGGCAAAGGAUCUUCUCCAGAAUGCGUCCAAAGAAAAUGGAAUUGAAAUACCACGUGACACCAUAGACUGCCUACUCAAUGACUCCACUGAGUCCAAGUCAACAUGUGAACAAGCUUCUUUGUUCGAUCUCUUUCGUUAUCCGAAUCUCAGGCGGAAAAGUGUCCUUCUGUUCUUCAACUGGCUGGUGAACAGUGGUACAUACUACGGUCUCUCCUGGAGUGCCUCAAAUCUCGGUGGCAAUGAUUACGUUAAUUUUCUGGUGUCGGGAGUUGUUGAGGUACCGGCAUACACAUUUCUCAUCUUUACACUAGACCGUUGGGGGAGAAAAAGUAUUCUUUGCGGUUGUAUGAUUGUGUCUGGUGUUGCACUUCUCCUGACAAUGGCUGUUCCUGAAGAUAAUACAACGGCUAUUGUUACAUUAGCGAUGGUUGGAAAAUUAGCAAUAACUUCGUCGUAUGGAGCAAUUUAUAUAUUUACUGCUGAGCAAUUUCCAACUGUCGUUCGCAAUGUUGGCCUUGGCGCGUGCUCCACGUUCGCCAGAAUUGGUGGGGUCAUUGCUCCUUAUAUCAAUUAUUUGUCUCUCAUCUGGACACCCUUCCCCCUGGUUAUCUUUGGUACCAGUGCCCUUUUGGGGGGUGUAGCAUCGUUGUUACUUCCUGAGACUCACAACAAAAAAUUACCCGAGACAAUUCGCGACGGUGAAUUAUUCGGAAAGAAAGAAAAUUGGAAAUCGAAAAAAGAGAAGCAGCGCCAACAACUUCAACAGCUAGACGCCCAACAAUUAACCGAAGUUGAAUCGAUAAAGCCACUUAAAGCUCUGGAGAACGGUGUCCACGAUUCAAAGCAAAAUGGAUAACCCACCUCUCACCGUAAUCCCUGAUAAAAUAACAAUUAAUUAUAAUCUCUCAGUAUUUUUUUUUUCUUUGCUACCACGACUCUACCCCUCUCUCGCGUCUCCUGAAUUCGAUCAGCGUGAUCAACAUUAAUUUGCAACAAUGUUAUCAACAGCUGUGUGAGUGUGUCUGUGGAGUGAUUAACAAUCGCUCAACAAAAUGAACGAAAAUAAAAACUGACGAAGUAAUUUUUAUAAGGAAUAGUUACUGUCUAUACGGCAUUUUGAAAAUUCUUUGUUAUACGAAGGCAUUUCAUUUUUAUAAGCGUAUUAUAGUUGAAGUUAUUGUAUACGUACAAUUGUCAUUGUACUUGUAUAAUUCAUUUGGCGGACUGCAUUUUUGAUACACGAAUGAAAAAAUAAACAAUUUGUUGAAAUGAAACU